GCUCCAAGAAAAAACAUGGCUGCAAAGGAAAAACUGGAGGCAGUGUUAAAUGUGGCCCUGAGGGUGCCAAGCAUCAUGCUGUUGGAUGUCCUGUACAGAUGGGAUGUCAGCUCCUUCUUUCAGCAGAUCCAAAGAAGUAGCCUCAGUAACAACCCGCUUUUCCAGUAUAAGUAUUUGGCUCUUAAUAUGCAUUAUGUAGGUUAUAUUUUAAGUGUUGUGCUACUAACCUUGCCCAGACAGCAUCUGGUUCAGCUUUACCUGUAUUUUUUGACUGCCCUGCUCCUCUAUGCUGGCCAUCAAAUCUCCAGGGACUACGUCAGGAGUGAACUGGAGUCUGCCUAUGAAGGACCAAUGUAUUUAGAACCUCUCUCCAUGAAUCGGUUUACCACAGCCUUAAUAGGUCAGUUGGUGGUGUGUACUUUAUGUUCCUGUGUCAUGAAAACGAAGCAGAUUUGGCUGUUUUCAGCUCACAUGCUUCCUCUGCUAGCACGACUCUGCCUUGUUCCUCUGGAGACCAUUGUUAUCAUCAACAAAUUUGCUAUGAUUUUUACUGGAUUGGAGGUUCUCUAUUUUCUUGGGUCUAAUCUUUUAGUACCUUAUAACCUUGCUAAGUCUGCAUACAGAGAAUUGGUUCAGGUAGUAGAGGUAUAUGGCCUUCUAGCUUUGGGAAUGUCCCUGUGGAAUCAACUCGUAGUCCCUGUACUUUUCAUGGUUUUCUGGCUCGUCUUAUUUGCUCUUCAGAUUUACUCCUAUUUCAGUACUCGAGAUCAGCCUGCAUCACGUGAGAGGCUUCUUUUCCUUUUCCUGACAAGUAUUGCUGAAUGCUGCAGCACUCCUUACUCACUUCUGGGCUUGGUCUUCACGGUUUCUUUUGUUGCCUUGGGUGUUCUGACACUCUGCAAGUUUUACUUGCAAGGUUAUCGAGCUUUCAUGAAUGAUCCUGCCAUGAAUAGGGGCAUGACAGAAGGAGUUACGCUGUUAAUCUUGGCAGUACAGACUGGUCUCAUAGAACUACAGGUUGUUCAUCGGGCAUUCCUGCUCAGUAUUAUCCUCUUCAUUGUUGUAGCUUCUAUCCUACAGUCAAUGUUAGAGAUUGCAGAUCCAAUUGUUUUGGCGCUGGGAGCAUCUAGAGACAAGAGUUUAUGGAAACACUUCCGUGCGGUGAGCCUUUGUUUAUUUUUACUAGUGUUCCCUGCUUAUAUGGCUUACAUGAUUUGCCAGUUUUUCCACAUGGAUUUUUGGUUGCUUAUCAUUAUUUCCAGCAGCAUUCUCACCUCUCUUCAGGUUUUGGGAACACUUUUUAUUUAUGUCUUAUUUAUGGUUGAGGAAUUCAGAAAAGAGCCAGUGGAAAACAUGGAUGAUGUCAUCUACUAUGUGAAUGGCACUUACCGCCUCUUGGAGUUUCUUGUGGCCCUCUGUGUGGUGGCCUAUGGUGUCUCAGAGACCAUCUUCGGAGAGUGGACCGUAAUGGGCUCAAUGAUCAUCUUCAUCCAUUCCUAUUAUAAUGUGUGGCUUCGGGCACAGCUGGGGUGGAAGAGCUUCCUUCUCCGCAGGGAUGCUGUGAAUAAGAUUAAAUCAUUACCUAUUGCUACAAAAGAGCAGCUGGAGAAACACAAUGAUAUUUGUGCCAUCUGUUACCAGGACAUGAAAUCUGCUGUGAUCACACCUUGCAGUCAUUUCUUCCAUGCAGGAUGUCUCAAGAAAUGGCUGUAUGUCCAGGAGACCUGCCCUCUGUGCCACUGCCACCUCAAAAACUCCUCCCAGCUUGCAGGGUUAGGAACGGAGCUGGUUCCACAACCUCAUGCUGGAGCUGAGCAACACAUCAUGCUUCAGGAAGGUACUGAACCUCCAAAUCAAGAGCAUCCUCCAGGGACUGGGAUGCAGGAAGGUUCUAGGGACAAUAACGAAUGCAUUGUCACACGAUCAGAUAGCCAGGAAGGGACUUGUGAUCCUAAGGAAUAUCGUGUUAGUGCAGAAGAUGAAGUAUGUCCUGUUGAGGUCAGCCCAGAAGAAAAGAAGCAGAAGUAA
Molecule: messenger RNA, 2028 nt
Organism: Puma concolor (puma)
Lineage: Eukaryota; Metazoa; Chordata; Mammalia; Carnivora; Felidae
Source: RefSeq, a predicted model, not a curated record